UGCAGCUGCAGGCUCUGGUUACACCCUCUCCACCCUCUAAAUGUCCCGCUGCAGGAUGAAGCAGACAGCUGUGAGAAUCUGACAAGAUUCCUCGUGCACAUUCUUCCAUCGUUCGGUUUGGUCGAAGGAGCGAGCAGCUUCCACACUGAGAAACUGAGAGCAGAAAUCCACCGCCAUGUCCAUCCGGAGGCUUAGGAGCAACCCUAAAACACUCGGGGAUGUCAAUAUGGUGACGGAGGAGCUGAGGAAUCUUUAUUAUAAGAGGCUGCUGCCGAUAGAGAAAUACUACUCUUUCCAUCUCUUUCAUUCUCCGAGCUACGAGGAUGCAGACUUUGACAACAAACCAAUGGUCCUGGUGAUGGGUCAGUACUCAACAGGAAAGACAACUUUUAUCAGGUAUCUCAUAGAACAAGAUUUUCCUGGUAGCAGAGUUGGGCCAGAGCCAACCACUGACUGCUUCACUGCCCUCAUGCACGGAGAGGUGGAAGGAAUCAUCCCCGGCAAUGCCCUCACGGUGGAUCCCAAAAAGCCCUUUCGCAACCUGGACCCUUUUGGAAAUGCUUUUCUGAACAGGUUUCAGUGCGCUCAGUUGUCUAAUAAAGUCCUGGAGAGUAUCAGCAUCAUCGACACCCCGGGCAUCUUAACCGCUGCUAAAAGAAAACUGAGUCGAGGCUACGACUUCCCAGCAGUGCUGCGCUGGUUCGCAGAGCGUGUGGAUCGAAUCAUCCUGCUGUUUGAUGCACAUAAACUGGAGUUCUCUGAUGAGCUCACUCGGGCCUUCGGGGCUCUGUGUGGCUAUGAGGACAAGUUGCGUGUGGUUCUGAACAAAGCGGACAGGGUGGACUCGCAGCAGCUCAUGAGAGUGUACGGCGCCCUCAUGUGGUCGCUGGGCAAAGUGUUUCGAACCCCCGAGAUCUUGAGGGUUUACAUCGGCUCUUUCUGGUCAGAGCCGAGGCAGAUGUGUGACCACUACCAGCUGAUAGAGCUGGAGGAGGAGGAUCUUUUGGCUGACAUAAGGAACCUGCCGCGCAAUGCCGCAGUACGUAAGCUGAAUGACCUGGUGAAGAGGGCGCGCUUAGUAAGGGCUCACGCCCACAUUAUCAGCUAUCUGAAGCAGGAGAUGCCAACAAUUUUUUGCAAAGAAAGCAAGAAGCACAAUCUGAUUUACCAGCUUCCUGUGAUUUUCACCAAGAUCCAGCAACAGCACCGAGUCCCAGCUGGCGACUUCCCUGACUGCACCAAGAUGCAGGAGAAACUUCUGGGUCAAGAUUUCUCAAAGUUCAAGACACUGAAACCAAGUCUGAUGGCUUCCUUGGAUAAACUCCUGGCCAACGACAUAGCAAACCUGGUGCCUUUACUUCAACAGCAAGAGCUGAGGAAGAAAUCCCUCCCUGGUGUGUUGGACGGUGCCUUUUUGGGAACAUUCAGGCCAGAGCAUUACAGGAGAGACCCUUUCAAGGAACUCCCCCGAGACGACGAGAGCAGUGAGGCAGAUUUCGACGAGUGGGCGGUGGAGAAAUUCAAGCCAAAAUACGAUGAGAUUUUCUACAACCUCAGUCCAAACGAGGGCAAACUGAGCGGCACCAAAGUCAGAGAGUGGAUGACGACCACCCUUCUGCCCAACUCUGUGCUUGCUCAUAUCUGGAGGCUGUCUGAUGUAGAUGGGGAUGGCAUGCUGGAUAAUGAGGAGUUCGCUUUAGCAGUCCACCUUAUUGAGGGAAAACUGGACGGUCACUGGCUCCCUCGAGAGCUGCCGCCACACCUGGUGCCUCCGUCAAAACGGCUAAGUACAGCCAGCGAUGAAGACUAGGCACAUUGAUGGGAAGCCGAGGCUCUGUGGACAUUACUUGUACGAUUUGCACAUAAUUUCUCAAAUAUAACGUAAUCCGGUAGAAGCAGAUUGCUGUUCGAAAGACUAACAAAGUGUACAGUGUGUGUCCAUUUGUAUGUAAGCAAAUGAAGGGACUGAAAUGAGAUUAGCAUAUAUUUGUCAUAUUUCACCCCUGCAUUCAGUCAAAUAUCCACGGGAAUAGGAAAAAGACCUUUAUACCUUUCUCCCUUUUUACUAUAGGUUGUCUCACAUGACCAAAAUGUAUUUUCUAUCAAUGGUAUUAAACCUG
This is a messenger RNA of Chelmon rostratus (copperband butterflyfish), 2120 nucleotides long. Its product is annotated as EH domain-containing protein 2-like. Gene Ontology annotation, molecular function: GTP binding; protein binding; calcium ion binding. The record is from RefSeq and is a predicted model, not a curated record. Bases 176 to 1810 code for a protein of 544 amino acids. Lineage: Eukaryota; Metazoa; Chordata; Actinopteri; Chaetodontiformes; Chaetodontidae. Gene Ontology annotation, cellular component: cytoplasm; plasma membrane. Gene Ontology annotation, biological process: endosomal transport; endocytosis. The transcript is spliced from 6 exons.